This is a messenger RNA of Lathyrus sativus (Indian pea), 231 nucleotides long. The record is from the annotation of a GenBank genome assembly. NCBI's taxonomy places the organism in Eukaryota, Viridiplantae, Streptophyta, Magnoliopsida, Fabales, Fabaceae.
AUGGCUUCUUUUUCCCUAUCAUUUCUAGUGUUGUUCCUUGCAUCUCUCAUUCUCAUCCCUCAAGGCUUUGCUACUCGUGUUAACCCUACUCAAUAUACACGACCUACUCCUGUUUUACCUCCACGACGUGGCAGGCCGCCGCCAACCCCCACCCCGGUUUUACCUCCAAGAAUUUACAGGCCACCGCAUAUCCCUCCAGUGUACACACCACCAAGUGAGAAGAAGCCUUGA